Messenger RNA from Cyclopterus lumpus (lumpfish), 9434 nucleotides. RefSeq names its product pecanex-like protein 3. The transcript has 36 exons. Lineage: Eukaryota; Metazoa; Chordata; Actinopteri; Perciformes; Cyclopteridae. Gene Ontology annotation, cellular component: membrane. The record is from RefSeq and is a predicted model, not a curated record. The coding region runs from base 773 to 7609 and encodes 2278 amino acids.
AUGCGGAAGGAGGAUAUGAGGCAGGCUGGACCACUAAUGCUAAUUGAAGCGUUGCUGCGAGCCAUCAUUGUAGAAAAAACACAUUUCCCUGUGAGCACAAUCAACGCUGUCGAGUAGUAUGUAGCUACUGUUAGCUAGUGACGAGCGACUAACGCUCAGCCAGCGACCAACGGUCUCGCUAACUUGUUUGUGUCGGUUACGUUGAACGUCACCCGGCUAACAGGGACAUCACCCUGGGCGAAGUGCUGCUAUAUCCGGCCUAGCAUUACCCGGCAACUAGCUAGCGCCAAACAGUCUGGUGUUUCUCGUCUGUCAGUCGGUCUGCUGUCACAGUCGGUGCACUGCUGCUGUCAGCUGUGUGUGUGUUUGUAUCCAAAGAGGUGACUGGAGGCGUUGGGUGUCGAGCAGGUCGUAUUUUGCCGAUAAUACGUGCAUGGAGAGAUGAACGUUUUUUCUUACAUUCAGUGGGUUACUGUGCCAAAAAGUCACUCUCCUGAUUACCCAACAAGGAUUAGGCUUGAGAGUGGCAACCUCGGUGCAGGGAGAGAGCACAUACUGGCACAAGAAUAUGCAAGGACUCUUGACCUCAACUGAAGUCGACAUAUCCAAGACACAAACUGUUGUCCUUGAUGAAACAGUCUUGGUUAACCUGCCAUCCCCAAUGGAAGUGCCAUCGUAGACUUACGAUACUGUGGCUUGAACUGCUGCACAGUUCUUUGAGCUACAGCCUCGGAGGAAGCAUUUCAGCUCUUAGUUGAACUUGAAGGUGGAGAUGGGUUCCCAAGCUCUUCAGAUAUUGCGGCAGGGUGUGUGGGCUUCACUCACGGGAGGCUGGUAUGUGGACCCACAUCAGAGCACAUUCUCCAACUGCUUCCACCUCUAUCUUUGGAUAUUUCUCCUGGCCUUCCCCUUUCUGCUGUACAUGGCUCUCCCUCCUAGCUUGGUGGUUGCUGGCGUGUACUCUGCUGUGGUGGCAGUCUUUUUCACAGCCAUUAAGGUGGUGAACUACCGGCUUCAUACUAUGUUUGACCUUGGGGAGAUUGUAGAGAAGAAGCAUGCCUCACUCACAGCCGAAGCCCCAAAGACAGAAGAUGGAGAUGAAGGUUCAGGUGUCCAUGAUGGGAAUCAGCACAGGGAUAGUCAUGUUGGUGUAGAGAUGACUGUGUUUCGGAAGGUCAACUCAACACCUCCGGUGCGCUGUAGCUCCCAGCACUCUCUGUUUGGAUUGAACCAUGUGUCGGAGUUCUUGCCCCAACUGGAGGAUACAGGAGGCACUAACGAUAUCAAAGAGCUAAUGCGGGAACAAGGACGCAAUAAUGUGAUUGUUACAUCAGCCCACCGGGAGAUCCUACGCCAGAGGUCCCAGGACACCAUUCGGGCUCCCAGUGUGAUUCACUCCUGCAUUGCUGCUGCGCUGGGAGGAGACUUCCCAGGUCUUAUGGGAGUAUCUGGAAUGUCAGCUGGAUUUGGAGAACCUGGAGUCUGCUUGUCAAUCCCCCCUUCACCCUCCAGUCAAGAAGAUGGAGGCGAGAAGGAACAGUUGCAGGAAUUGGAGGAGUUACCAGAACAACUGUCUCAACAGAGUCCUGAGGACAAUGGGUUGGGGGCUUAUUCUCCCCUGGGCCCCUCUGCUGAAUCUGAGAGCCUGGGGGAUACUCCCCUUAGCCCCCUUAUAAAGAGUAGCUUAAGUGAGGAGCUAAGUGAAAAUCUACUGGGUUUGGGCCUUGACCCUGUGGCGUUUGCACCUGGGACUGAGCACCCAGGCAGCCGCAGUGGGGUAGCACUAGCUGCCGGGUCCACGGACAGCUGUUUCAGUGCAGGUGGAGCCACCACAGACCGUGAGACUCUAAGCACAGUUAGCAGUUACCGAAGUGAAAAAACUGAUUCUACUCAGCUGGAAAGUCCUUCAUUCAGCCAGCCACGGCCUGUAGAUGGACAGGUGUCUGCCUCAGCACCAGCAAUAGGUUCUAACAUGCCGAAGCCCUCAGAGGAUCCAGGAGGUGAGGGUGGCAGUGAUACUGACAACCUGUCGGACAGUGUGCUACUGCGCUCCCCUUCCAAAGACUUCUCCCUCAGCCAGGGGCUAGACAGGACACUUGUUGAAGGAGAGGAUCUAUCCCCUGUACCCUGUGAUAUUGCACAGCCCCGUCCUCUCCAGAACUCGUCCCCUUCAAGUAGUGGUCGCUCAGAGGUUUGUGAUUUAGACAGAAAUAUCUCAGCUCCACCUCUACCCCCACCUCGGCAAGCCAAUUCAGUGCCCUCAGGGCUGGCCCUGGGUCUCGUGUGUUCUGAGCCUGCUUUGCCCAUAUCCUCGACCCCCUUUUUACUGUCUGACCUGCCUGCCCUGCAAGCCCAGCAGGUUGUGCGCCCUAAAGACUUAAAGCUGCUGCGGGCCAGCGGCAGUAGUGUGGGGCACAGGCCAGGCCGAAGGAAAGCUCCACGACGGCGAGCUGGAGCAGGAAGCAGUAGUUUUGACUGUGGCUCUUACAGGCGUCACCACAAUCAUAGACAACACAGAGAUUACAUCCCAGUGCGCAGCCGACUGGGCGCCAAGGCCUACAGUGAAAGUUUGUUUGAGGAUUCCAGCGACGAUGACGAUGGCAGUGACAUGAGUGCCGGUUCUAGUCUUGGCUCUCAGCGCCGAUACAGUUCAGAUGAUGACGACGAUGAUGAUGAUGACUCAAGUUCCUCUACCUCCUGCUACUCCCCGGACCUCACUAACACUGGCAUUACAUCUCCACUCCCCGCCGCUGCUCAACUGCCCACUCCAAGGGAAGGGGAUUUACCUGAAACUGCUGGUCCCUCACAUUCUCGUGCUGCUCAGCGCUCCUCUAGCACUGCUAGUGCCAAGACUCAUGCUAGAGUGCUAAGUAUGGAUGAAGCAGGUGGAGGCCAGAGCAACACAGCGGCUUUGCCCUCUACUCGGCUUACAAUGCCCUCCACUUCCACCCCUGCACCACGCACUCUCACCAUCUCCAAGUCUGACCUGGAAGCCCGCACCAUCCACACUGACGGCUUCCCUGGAACUCAUCAUCAUCAUCAUCGGCUGGAUUCUCUUGGAGGCUCUUGGACUGGCAACCAAAUGGGCUGGAGGGCAGAUGAGCUGGUUGAAGAGGGAGCUGUGGGAGGAGCCAUGGCUCCAGAGGAUGGCGGCAAACACGACUCAGUAAGCACUGUUAAGAGGACCCAGGCCAUCCGCAGGAGACACAAUGCUGGGAGCAACCCUACACCUCCCCCAUCCACUAUGGGCUCCCCUCCCAGCCUUCAGGACCUCCAGCGGGCUCGGACCUCCUCUCAUUCACGGACCCGCACACUUCCCUCAGCCUUACAGUUCGCCUCCUCACUUCUACUGCCCCGCAGUGGCAUCCAUGAGGCCUCCACCUUCGACGACACAUCAGAGGGGGCAGUGCACUAUUUCUAUGACGAGGGUGGAGUGAAAAGGUCCUACACAUUUGGACCUACUGGAGGUGGUUAUGAGGACCCAGUUCAAGAAAGGGAGAGACAAUCCCAGUCCUCAAGCUUCACCUCCACCGAGGUCCAGGAAGGGGCACCAGUCCUGUCCAUGCUGCAGCCAAGACCUGUGGUUUUACAGGGCAUGCAGGUGCGCAGGGUGCCUCUGGAAAUGCCUGAGUUUGAUCUGGAUCACGAGUCUCUACAAGAGUCCCAGGAAAACACUCUGAUGAUUGAGGAGAAAGCCAAACCCAAACAGUACUAUCGCUUCUGGGUGGUGCCUGGAAAGUGGCUGAGAGUUCGAUAUGAUCGACUGGCUCUUCUGGCUUUAUUGGACAGGAACCGCCGUGUGGGAGAGAACGUGUUUGCUGUGGUUCUGGCCUGUUUGGUGGCCUUCCUGGGGUUCCUACUGCUGCUCCAGGACUUUUUCAGGGACAUCUGGGUUUUCCAGUUCUGCCUGGUCAUUGCCAGCUGCCAGUACUCUUUACUGAAGAGUGUACAACCAGAUGCAGCUUCUCCCAUGCAUGGCCAUAACUGGAUCAUUGUGUACAGUCGACCAGUCUACUUCUGCUUGUGCUGUGUGAUGAUCUGGAUCUUUGACCUAUCUGGGCGCUCUGGCAGCCUGCAACCCUUCUCACUCUAUGGUGUCACCUUCUUCUCUGCACAUUUCCUGCUCUGUGUCAGGGAUAUGCUCAUUGUGUUUGCCUUGUGUUUCCCGGUCAUUUUCCUGUUUGGGUUGCUACCUCAGGUCAACACUUUUGUGAUGUGUCUGCUGGAGCAGAUUGACAUGCACAUUUUCGGUGGAACUGCCACAACCAGCCCCCUCUCCUCUCUGUUCAGCCUCAUACGCAGCGUGUUGGUGGCUGCUCUGCUGUAUGGAUUUUGCCUCGGUGCGAUCAACGCACCUUGGGGGGAUGCCCAUGUGCCAGUACUGUUCUCUGUGUUUUGUGGCCUACUCCUGGCCUUAUGCUACCACCUCAGCCGCCAAAGCAGUGACCCUACCAUCCUGUGGUCACUGGUUAGGUCUAAAUUAUUCCCAGAGUUGGAGAACCGAACGCCCGAAGAACCCCCUGUGGAGAUCAAGGACCCCCUUCCUGAGAAGCUGCGCAACUCUGUGAAAGAGAUUCUUCAUUCAGACCUCGUCAUGUGUCCCCUUAUGGCUGUGAUUACCUUCGCCAUCAGUGCCAGCACAGUUUUCAUCGCUCUUCAACCUGCUCUUAGCUUCGUCUUGUACAUCCUGGCCGGAGUUGUAGGCUUCAUUACACACUAUCUCCUGCCUCAACUCCGCAAGCAGCUGCCAUGGUUCUGCCUGGCUCACCCUGUGCUCCGCUCUCGAGAGUACAGUCAGUUUGAGGUCCGAGAUGCUGCUCAGUUGAUGUGGUUUGAGAAGCUGUACGCGUGGCUUCAGUGUGUGGAGAAAUAUUUCAUCUAUCCGGCUGUGGUGCUUAACUCCCUAACGACAGAAGCUCGAACUGUUGGCCAGAACCACAAAGAUCUGGAUAUCUACAGCCGAGCUCUGUUCAUCUCAGUAGCAGGCAUGAAGUUGCUGCGUUCGUCUUUCUGUGCUCCGUCGCAGCAGUACGUCACACUUUGCUUCACCACACUCUUCUUCCAGUUUGACUAUCCACACUUCUCGGAGACCUUCCUAAUCGACUACUACUUCAUGUCCAUCCUCUUCAGCAAGAUGUGGGACCUGCUGUACAAGCUGCGCUUUGUGUUGACUUACAUUGCCCCCUGGCAGAUCACCUGGGGCUCUGCCUUCCAUGCCUUCGCUCAACCCUUUGCUGUUCCCCACUCUGCUGUGCUUUUUGUUCAGGCCAUCUUUUCUGCAAUCUUUUCUACUCCUCUCAAUCCUGUCCUUGGUAGUGCCGUGUUUGUCACUUCCUACACCAGACCUGUCAAAUUCUGGGAGAGAGACUACAACACAAAGCGUGUCGAUCAUUCCAACACCAGACUUGCCACCCAGUUAGACCGCAACCCAGGUGCCGAUGACAACAAUCUGAACUCUAUUUUCUACGAGCACUUGACCCGAUCUCUGCAACACAGCCUGUGUGGAGACCUGCUGCUUGGCCGCUGGGGCAACUACACCACAGGCGACUGCUUCAUCCUCGCCUCAGACUACCUCAACGCUCUGGUGCACAUCGUCGAGAUUGGCAACGGCCUGGUCACCUUCCAGCUGAGGGGUCUCGAGUUCAGAGGUACCUACUGUCAGCAGAGGGAGGUCGAGGCCAUCACAGAAGGGGUUGAGGAGGACGAGGGCUGCUGCUGCUGUGAACCUGGUCACCUUCCCCACAUGCUGUCAUUCAAUGCGGCCUUUGGACAGCGCUGGCUGGCUUGGGAGGUGGCCGCCACCAAGUACGUACUAGAGGGCUACAGUAUCAGCGACAACAAUGCAGCCUCGAUGUUGCAAGUAUUCGACCUCCGUAAGAUCCUCAUCACAUAUUAUGUCAAGAGCAUCAUCUACUAUGUGAGUCGAUCUUCUAAAAUGGAUGAGUGGCUGACUAAUGAGACGAUUCAGGAGGCUCUCCGGCCUUGUCUCGGAUCCAACUACGUCGACAGUGACCCCACCUUCAACCUGAACAUCGAUGAGGACUAUGACCAUAGGGCCUCUGGCAUUACCGCCUCCUCAUUCUGUAUGGUUUACCUGGACUGGAUUCAGUAUUGCAACAGCCGGCGUCAAACGCCGGUGACUUGUGAAAGAGAUUCUCCACUCGUCAACCUCUGUUUUGGGCUCUGUAUCCUGGGCAGACGAGCUCUGGGAACGGCCUCUCACAGCAUGUCUGCAAGCUUGGAGCCGUUUCUCUACGGCCUCCAUGCACUCUUCAAGGGAGACUUUCGGAUCACGUCUCCCAGGGAUGAAUGGGUGUUUGCAGAUAUGGACCUGCUGAACCGAGUUGUGGCACCAGGCGUGCGGAUGUCCCUCAAAUUGCAUCAGGACCACUUCACAUCUCCAGAUGAGUAUGAGGAUCCUAUGGUUCUGUAUGACGCCAUCACUGCCAAUGAGGAGAAGAUGUUGAUAUCUCAUGAGGGUGACCCCGUGUGGCGCAGCGCUAUUCUAGCAAACAUGCCUUCACUGCUGGCAUUGCGCCACAUCAUGGAUGACGGCAGCGAUGAGUACAAGAUCAUCAUGCUUAACAAGAGGUUCCUCAGCUUCAGAGUCAUCAAGGUGAACAGAGAGUGUGUGCGUGGGCUGUGGGCGGGGCAACAACAGGAGCUGGUUUUCCUGCGCAACCGUAACCCAGAGCGGGGCAGCAUUCAAAAUGCCAAACAGGCCCUAAGGAAUAUGAUUAACUCGUCAUGUGACCAGCCCAUUGGCUACCCCAUCUACGUGUCCCCCCUCACCACCUCAUACGCUGGGGGGCACAACCAGCUCCGGUCUGUGUGGGGAGGACCUGUGAGCCCACACAACAUUUACAGCUGGCUCAUCAGUAGCUGGGACAGGUUACAGAAAGGUUGUGGUGCUGGCUGUAACAGCGGAGGAAACAUUGAGGACUCAGACUGUGGAGGCGGCUCCACCUCCAUCUCCACCAACCCUGCCGUUCACACCACCCAGAGUACACCCGCCUCCAGCCUCCCACAGCCACACAUUACCACAGUCCAGCCCUUCAUGGGUACAGACAACCCUGUAGGUCCAACCCAGAGCUGGCCUCAUCACCCCCAACCUCUUCCAUUAGCUCUGCUCAGCCAAUCAGAGGGCAGAAUGGAGGCAGGACUGCUGACGACCCUGCAGCGAACAUCCUCCAUCCAGGGGCUCUUCGGCCAGCAGCUCUCCAGCUCCCAGCUCUCCUUCAGCAGCUCUGUGGCUCCUCCUUCUCUGCCAGGCUCGGAGCGCUUCUGCCCAGCAAGCUUCCUUGAGAACUCGGGUCACAGAGCAGGCCAGCGGGCUGGCAGCGGACUGCACUACGAGAGCCACUUUAGUAAGUGGAGUUUUUCAGGCAGAAAGGGCUUUAACGGACCAACUGCAGUGGAGGUGGAAGGAGGAACAGUACAGACCGUACGCACACAGCCUACUCCUCCUGCACUGCUACAAGAGAUCAGUCUAACACAAGAUCCUCUGGGAGCUGCUCAGAUGAUGGAUCCAACCCUGCUGACUGUAGGGGACCCCCCCGCCCCCCGAGAGGAAUCCACAGAGCUGCCUUUACUUGCGCACCUGCGCUGAGUCUGCACUGGAAAACCCAGAGUGACAUGCUUUGUGAAAGCACACCGCAGUAGAAUCUGUACCGUCCCGGCCCGCCCACCCAGACCAGAAUCAUUCCUCCUUCUGGACUCAUUCCUUCAACCCUCCUUUGACUUACUCAACGGCCCACUACAGUACUGGAGGCAUUUGGUUAUAUGCUCGUUUCUAGCCACAGGAGUUAAACAUCGGAUAGCAUGCUGAACUGAUGCACGUCGGAUCGUGAAAUGAUUUCAGCCAACCUGUUGAUUCCAAAGUCAGCUUUCGUAGUUGCUCCUGAUGGUGAACUCAUUCUUAACUUUGUUAUCAGACCAAGGCACUCGGUGUCUCUAUGGAAAACCUUUUGGUUGUAACAGUAGUCAAAGGCCAGUGCAAUUAAAAGGGAUGUUUUGCUGGAGGAUUGAUUAUGUUUCUAUACUGGAGAAUAGAUAAUCUCUUCUGACUUUCUGUUACUUGACAUCUGCAGCAGAAAAACAACAAAAAAAAAACAUUACUGCUGUUUGUGCAAAAGAAGGAUAUGUGGAAACCAUGAUACGCCUUGUUUUGUUUUCCCAUCCUCACCGGAUCUACAGUUGCGUGUCAAACAAUAUUUAACAGUACACAACUUCUGACGCCUCCGCUUGUUCUACGUCCCUGCACAUUAUACAUAUUGAACAAAAAACACACCCCACCAAAAUGUCAUCCCUGUCUUCUGGUCUAUUUCCCACAGAGGUGCCUGACAACAUCAAUACUCAACAGUUCUGUCUUGGAGAACGUUUCAGGGGUAAAAAAACUCCUUUCCGUCCCAGCCCAAAUGUGGUGCUUUAACCGCUAGUUUCCAUUCUAUUUAGGCCUGGAUACGAGUCCUGAAUCUGACUAGCAACACGAGGAGUGGGGGGACGUUGGACAGAGCUGAUGCACAUUGAUCAGGAUCAAGCGGAGGGCGAUUUCAAUCUUUGGAAAUUGUGUUGAUCACAAACCUACAAACUAGGAGUGUUAGAAACUUCAAGCCUUUUUUUUUUUUGGUGAGUGGAAUGUCCUCUAUUUUAAUACUUUACUUGAAGAAUCACGAGUUCCUCUGUGUUUAAGGUGCACCAAGUUUAUUUUCUUUGGAUGACAUAUCAAUGAUGCCCUCUGAUCACAUCCACUCAGCUCAUGACUUUCUCAGUAUAAGGGACCCGGGCUGCUGGGAGCUGUUUUCUUUGCCUGCAGUAUGGCCCUCCUGUUACUAUACUACUGCUUCUGCAUCUCCUGCUACUACUAAUAUACCCACUACUACUGCUGUUUCUACAACAGUCUAAUCCAGCGUUUUAGUUGGAAAUAAAACAAAGUUUAAUAAAUACUGAAAGCAAAGGUGGAAUAUUUAUUUGAUUAAUAUUGUCUUACAGAUAUCUUUAACUGCGUUCGUCAAUAUGGUGUGAUGUAUCGAAUUGGAAAUAUGCCUUCUGUCAACUGCACCCCACCCCUCCCUCAGUUAGUUUGGUGUCAUCACAUUUGUAUCAUCUCACCAAUGGCUGUCUCUUUUUUUUUUCCUCUUUUUUGUAAUACAGUGUAACUGGAAGAAUUCCUGAGAAAUGACUACGUUGGUUUCUUUCCCUCUCCUGCACUCUUUGUUCGUCCAAAUUCGGCCACAAAUGUUUCCCCACAUCCGGUGAUGUGGCCCCCACAUGUUGUCUGCAGUGCUUGAAUGAUUCUGAAAUAACGUUGUGCCAUACCGUUAAUCGUUUUCUCACCAAAUGAUCUAUUGGAAGCGAUGUUCCCCUCUAGGAAACUUGAAAGGAGGCCAGCGUUCUCAGGGUCUAUAAUUUGAAAUAAAUUGACUUCUUCUGCA